Molecule: messenger RNA, 726 nt
Organism: Trypanosoma rangeli
Lineage: Eukaryota; Euglenozoa; Kinetoplastea; Trypanosomatida; Trypanosomatidae
Product: dephospho-CoA kinase
Exons: 1
Coding region: 1-726 (241 amino acids)
Biological process (GO): coenzyme A biosynthetic process
Molecular function (GO): ATP binding; dephospho-CoA kinase activity
Source: RefSeq, a predicted model, not a curated record
AUGUUGCUCAUUGGUCUCACAGGUGGUAUUGCGUGCGGGAAGUCCACGAUGGUGACGAUGCUGGAGCAGCAGCAUCAGAUCAUAGUAAUUGACGCGGAUCGUGUGGUGCGAGGGCUGCAGCGCCCUUUCAUGCCGUGUACACGCAAGAUCGCGAGACGGUGGCCGGAGUGUGUAGACCUUCAAACAGGUGAGCUUGACCGGGCCGCUUUGGCUGGCAUCAUCUUUCGUGAUCCACAGGCUCGCCGCGAGCUGGCACGCAUCAUGUAUUUUCCUAUUUUUGCUUCCACCAUAACGUCACUGCUACUGUUUUGGUGGCAGAGCGUGAGACGACGGCUGAGGGGUGAGGGGCCGCUCCUCGUGGUACUUGAUGUACCACUUCUAUACGAGUCCAAAAUAUACACGUUGUUCAUUGACGCUGCGGUUGUUGUGGGAAGCACAGAGGAGCUACAAAUUGCCCGCCUUAUGAAGCGUAACGGGCUUACGAGGGAGGAGGUGUUGCAGCGCAUACGAGCUCAGAUGCCGGUAGAAGAAAAGUGCAGGCGUGCUGAUUACGUUAUCCGAAACAACGGCACAGUGACGGAGUUGGCGUGUUCCGUCAACGACAGUGUAAUUUGGAUGAGGCAACAGUCUGGUUGCAGGAUGGAUCUCAUCGUGUUUGGUAUUGUCGGGGGCGGUAUUGCGUGUCUCGCGGCUGCUGGGCAUCUGCUUUGUCGUUUGCUUUGCUGA